Molecule: messenger RNA, 609 nt
Organism: Hibiscus syriacus
Lineage: Eukaryota; Viridiplantae; Streptophyta; Magnoliopsida; Malvales; Malvaceae
Exons: 3
Coding region: 1-609 (202 amino acids)
Source: RefSeq, a predicted model, not a curated record
AUGGAGGAUUCUUCUUGGGGUCCAUGCCAAGAUGCAGUCAACAAUUCCGAUUCACUCGAUACGACGACAAAUCACUCAGAGAAGGAACUUCCACCGAAUCUUGAAUUGACUGCUAUUGUUUUUCUCCGGAGAACGGCGGGUAAGCAACAUGUUGAAACCGUGGAAGCCUCAGUUUCAUGUGCUUGUUCUCUGAAUACCGGUGAUUGCUCGACAAGUAUGGAUAUUCUAGUUCCUGCAGGUAUUCAUGAUGGUCCAAGAACCAGAAAUGGUGGCCCCUCUAGUCUUAUCGACAGAUGGAGAUCCGGUGGACAUUGCGACUGCGGCGGCUGGGAUUUGGGCUGUCCGUUGACUGUACUUAAAUCCAGAUCAAGUAAAGAACCAUGUUUGCCUUCGACGGAUACAUUCGAUGCGUGCAAGCUAUUCGAUUUUUUCGUUCAGGGCUUGAAGAACGGUUCUCCGACGUUGAGGAUAGCAAACGUUCGUGAUGGCCUGUAUUAUAUUCAUUUUCAAUCAGCACUCUCAGCCCUGCAGUCUUUCUCAAUUGCAGUCGCAUACAUCCAUGCGCAAAGUCCGGGUUUCCGACCGGAAAACAUAAAGCCGACGAGGUAG